Molecule: messenger RNA, 1512 nt
Organism: Bipolaris oryzae ATCC 44560
Lineage: Eukaryota; Fungi; Ascomycota; Dothideomycetes; Pleosporales; Pleosporaceae
Exons: 4
Coding region: 1-1512 (503 amino acids)
Cellular component (GO): recycling endosome
Molecular function (GO): guanyl-nucleotide exchange factor activity
Source: RefSeq, a predicted model, not a curated record
AUGGACAAGCUACGAGAGCCCAAGCUGUCUCCCAUCGCAACUGGGGGCUUCAAGUAUUGGGCCGUGGCUUUUAUCGUCUGCAACUUCAAUGUUGACAUAGGUCCGGAAAUCGAGAUUCUCUACCCGCCUCACAUCCCCUUUUCCACGGGCGACUUGAGCGCAAUUUGUUUCAACAGCUUCCCAGAGCAACAAAACACAGAAACCGCAGAGGAUCUUUGCUACGACUUUGCCAUUACCAACAAUUCGCCUGACAUCCACAUCGCCUCGCCCAACGCGCCCCAUGGCAGCGCAAUCACCCUGUAUGCCUCGUGUAUCUUCCGCCAAGAGUUUGACGAUACCAUGAAGAGGAGCUUCAACCAAAGAGCCCUGGUCUUGAUUUCCCAUCACAACUUUACCGCCUUGAACCACCGCAUCUUACAAAAGAUGACGGAAUCAGGCCAUCUCAGUGACCCGACCACUCUGGAAGCCGCAUACCGGCAAAUGAACAAUUGGAUGCCCCCAGCCCUUGGCCACCACGACCUACCUUUUCUGGGCAGUGUGUUGAGACUGGACAUUGCACCACAUCGCGCUUUUCCUCUGCAAGGCCUUCCAGGUCCCAACCCUCUGAUAUCCGACACUGCUCAAUCCAUCUAUGCAUAUGAACCGAUUGGGUCCUGGGACAGCAUCAUGCACUACAUGCCGUGCAUUACCGACUUAUAUGUGCUUUACGAGAAAUUAAUCCUGUGUGAAAGCGUCAUCGUCAUCGCAAAGUCUCCACAACUAGCGAGCGAGGCUGUGUCUUCGCUUCUUGACCUCAUCUGCCCGGUCCCCUAUGCCGGCGUGGUUCGGCCGUAUAUGACUAUGCAGGCAAAUUUCAAGAGUAUUGGUAUCGAUGGUGGCACGCCAACGUCCUUCAUCGCUGGUGUCACCAAUCCUUUUCUACUGAAGCGCAUCAUCGCCGCUGUCGAGGCCAGUCACCAAGCCCGGCCGCACAUAUUAUACCUGCAAAACUUUGAUGGUCCUGUACCCAUGCGUCGCCACCAUUCACUACAUCACAAGUCAAGCCGCAACGCACUUCUCGAUCUCCCGGGCGGUGGUAUCGAAGUCCACACUCCCCCAAAACGCUUUCUCAAAUCAGAUCCAACUGUAGUAUCGCAAAUCGACGCCCUACUGAAGCUUGGGGAUCAAACUCAAGACCUCGGGCCCAUCAUACGCCGCCACUUUGCCGAGCUCACUGCUCAGUUCAUCGCGCCUAUCAAUCGCUACCUCGCAACGUCGCACGUCGUAACACCAGGAGGCAACAGUAGGUAUGCCAGCUUCCAGGUACGAGAAUUUUUAAGCAGCGUCAACAAACACGGAACCAGCGUCAAAUUUCGCGGAUCAAAUCCACUACAAAGGCAUCGUGCAAGAGACGGCAUGUACGAGACAUUUUGCAACUCGCCAAACUUUUACUCGUGGCUCGAAAUGAAGAUAUCACUGGAGAAUGAAGCUUCGGCGGGAAUGUUAAACGCGCCGGUGAUGCAUUCAGGUUAG